Rosa rugosa (rugosa rose) is the source of this 5172-nucleotide messenger RNA. RefSeq lists its product as uncharacterized. Gene Ontology annotation, molecular function: protein binding. NCBI's taxonomy places the organism in Eukaryota, Viridiplantae, Streptophyta, Magnoliopsida, Rosales, Rosaceae. The coding region runs from base 3634 to 5103 and encodes 489 amino acids. The transcript is spliced from 11 exons. The record is from RefSeq and is a predicted model, not a curated record.
CGAUUGAGUUUAGCUUUUAAUUGAGAGGAUAUUUAGUUUUUGGGGUAAAUUGAGUUUUCAUUCUUCCAAGGUUACAUUUGUGUCUUUGUUUUAUAGUUUCUUCUAAUUGAUUGUCACUUAAAAGUGGUCUGUGCUUCGGGUUCAUCUGUUUCUUUUGCUUUGCCUCAUUUGUUUUGGUUAGGGAUUGAUUGUCUAUCAUUAGUUUGGUUUGAAAGUCAGACCUUUGGCUGUACUUUUGGUAUGGUGCAUGUAUACUGUGGAUUGUGCAUAUUGAAGGGGGAGAGGUUUGAAGUGGAAACAGAAAAAAAGAGAUACUUUUGCCCUCAUCCCUGUCCAGAGGAGAAUUUGGAUUCAUUCGCCAUCAAAACAUUUAGUUCCUCCAAUUCAGAAUUCAGAGAAAGCUGAUUUCACAAACCUUAUAUUUUCCAAACAUUGUAAAUGUUCCUCUCUUCAAGGGAUGCUCAAUGGAAUUCAUCAAUCAGAUUUGAUUUGCAGGUUCAUCCAAAAAAAAAAAAGGGAACAAAAACACAUUCUAACUUAUAAUACAUCCACAGACCCUGAAGACCAAAUCUGCCUAUCUGGAGUCCAGGAGCGCAUACAUUAUGUCUUUCACAAUCUCAGACUCACCGAUCUCAAUCAAUCUCCAUCAAGACUUGGUCGAAAAGAGGAAAUCUGUCGUUCUCACUCAAAAACAAAGGUUGGACUAGCGAGAAGUUUUUUAAGGAUGGAUUGUCUUUAGAUUUGGAAGUGACAGCCCCUCAGAGCAAAUCACAAAUGAACUACUUAUUACCACGGAAGAUGUAUCAACAGAGGACUAAACAACUGACGAGACAUCGGAACAAUUAAUGUGAAAUAGUUAUUUCAAACUGGAAAUGUAGGAUAGUUUUGUUAGAACUGACCACUUUUGUUAGCUGUAAAGAACAGCUUUGGUUAGAGUUAACUAUUUUUGGUAAAUGUAAAUACACAAGUUUGGUUAGAAAACCAGCUUGGUCUGAACAUGAACUUUUAAAUGCAUACAUGCACAAGACAACUUAAAUUAUAUAUCGCCUCCAGUAACAUUUCUUGGAAUUCAUGAUGAAAAAUCCCGCAGCAUAGCGCGGGCUUAUACGCUAGUUGUAUAUAUACUAAUCGAGUGUUCGUCUACUGUGGCUUAGUAACAGUAUCAGCUCGAGCCGAGAUGGUAUAGGAAAAGACGCUUUUACCCCUCUUUCCUCUUAUUUUACAACGCUGCUGCCGCUCACCUGGGUAUAAGAACCUAUCGAUCAGCCGCAGUCGGUUUUUUCUCUUUCCGCGAAAGAGGUUUUCUGUGUCUUUUGAGUCUUCUCACUAUUCUGCGAGAUAGAGAACGAGGGAGUGAAGGCUGAUCCGAAGAAGAGGAAGAACAGGGAACGGGAAGAGGAAGAAGAAUUUGAUACACCAGGUUGUGGUCUAUCCAAAUUCAUGGACUGCAAUUUACGUACCUUUGGACAAUGUGGGAAUGUGGAAUGUGAGAUAUGAGAAUUGGGCCCGACAGUACUUAGGCCAGCAGUUCUAUCUUCGUGUAUACUUCUGUAUAAUCACAUUUCACCUAUUUAAUUCUAAGAUUCUAAGCACACCAAGCAGCUUUUGACAGAAGAUGAAACUUCAGCAUUCUCAAGUCUCCAAUCACUCUAAGCAUCGCUGAUUCUGAAUCAGAAAAUGGGACAGUGCCUUGGUUAUAUCUAGGCUGACCAGUUUACUGUUGCAAUCAGAGAAACUUUUGGGAAUUUGAUGAUGUGCUUGAACCUGGUUGUCAUUGUUUGUCUUGGUGUUUGGGUAGCGCAGUAGCUGAUCAUCUCUUUCUACGAGUGCAGCAAUUGGAUGUUCGCUGAAACAAAGACAAAGGUUCAUGUGCUUCCGUCCAUUUGGGAUCUUUGCUUGGGUUUCCAGAGCAUUUUUCUCAGUUGUAUUUUUUGACUUUGAGUGAAUGAUGUUCCAAGCAAAAGCGGAGACAAGAAAAAAACAACCCCGCAGCAACGCGCGGGAAUGACAACUAGUUCUAACUGUUUUACAAGAUAAUCCUUUCAUACAUAGUUUUACUAUGUAACUUGACCCUAAUUAUAGUACAAAAUUACAAAAUAUAAGAACCACGUACUUUCUCCCCAAACCUCGCUAUAGGUGGGUAAUUUGUCCAAGACUCUCAUAGAUUACUUUACCGACACUGCUAAUAUAUUGAACUCAUCCAUUGAAAUAAGAGAAUUUUCUUAGCUACCUAGGUGUUUGUCAUAUACCCAUUUUGUUAAGGGGUUUUGUCCAUUUACCCCAUUUUUAGGGAUUUUUUUCCCACUUACCCCAUUAAGUUUUUUUAAUUCCCUCUUACCCAAUACACUCUAAGGAAGUGAGUCUUCCGUAAUACCCCAUCAAGAUUUUUUUUUUGUUUUUAAUUUUUUUUAAUACCAUUUUACCCCUCACCCCUUUGUUACUUAGAGAGAGAGAGAGAGAAAAUGGAAGAGAGAGAAACCAUAGGUGACUUCGCCGGAGCCUGUCACCGGCCGCCGGAAUCCGGUCAACUUUUGCCGGAAUCCGGUCACCGGCUGCCGCCCACCGGAAUUUGCUGAAAAUCUCACCGGAAAGUUUUUUUGCUCCCAAUAGAGAUCUAUUGCCCCCUAAUAGAGGGGCAAUAGAUGUCUAUUGCCCCCCAAUAGACGUCUAUUGCCCCCUAAUAGACGUCUAUUGACCCCCAAUAGACGACUAUCAGCCAUGUAUUGCCCCCUAAUAGACGUCUAUUGACCCCCAAUAGACGACUAUCAGCCAUGUAUUACCCCCCAGUAGACGUCUAUUGCCCCCAAUAGACGUUUAGAUUACCGAAAUGGUAAUUAAUCUUCCUAAAACUACACAAAUAAAACUUUGAUUAAAGAAAAAAAACGAGGAGAUUACAUCAAUUCAAAACAUCUAUUGCCCCCCAAUAGACCUGUAUUGCCCUUGGCAUAACACCAUUUUGUAGCGGAGAAUGAAAUGUCCGAAAUACCGAAUACGUACCUUGGCCUUGAAUAUGUGUACAAUAAUACAUGCAUCUGCCAACAUAAUAAUUUAAUGUUAUGCGAGAAAAGAAAUUUGGUGUUAAAUUAGGUAGAUGGGAACAAAAAUCUGUUGCUGGGGUAACUGGGAUAACUUUGGCUUAUUUUCGUGCUUUGGGUCAAGGACCCUUAUAUAUAUGGUACACCAUAUAUAUAAACAUCGAUCAUAUACGCAUUUGUUGAUCUGUUCAAUGGAUGCACCUCUAGCGAAGUUUGGAGAGAGUACGUGGUUCUUAUAUAUUUAUGUAAUUUUGUACUAUAAUUUGGGUUGCAUAGUUUUGUUUUAUGAAAGGAUUAUCUUGUAAACCCUAACUCUAACUGUAGGCUUACAAUCCUUAUGGACGCGAUGGAAUAGACCGAGAAAUACCUAAUCCUUCUUGGAGACGGCUUCGUUCUCCUAGAUUCCCAUCAAGUUUACAAAUUUGCUGUUCCUAAUCAUUCUUCAAAUCCUAAUCCUAUUCAGAGACGCAUCGAUUGAGAUUCAAGUAUUCCUAUAUAUACAUAACGUUCGUUGCAAAGAAACAUCGAGAUUCAGAUCGAUCGACUUUCCUCCUAGAGUGUAAUCUAGCUUGAUUUUCGCAGAGAAAGGAAAAUCAAUAUGUUGCGGCAAAGGAAGAAUAUGCUGCAGAAAAGGAAGAAUACAGUGAUGAUUGAGAGAAAGGAAAAGCAAAAUGUUGGUAGUGAGUGUAGCCCUUGGCAGACACCACCAGAAGAUAUCAUGGAGAUGAUUCUACAGUUUGUCGACUUUGCUGAUCAAAGGAGGUUAGGUCAGGUCAGCAAGUCUUGGAGGUCAAUUAUUUUCCAAACAUUCAUGCGUAGUGCUCGUCGUCAACUCCCAUGGUUAAUACUCCCUGAAGUCCAAAAUUGCAGGACCAACAAGUACUUGAGCUUUCUCACCUUCCCUGAGAACAAACUUUCCACGGGCAAAGCUGUCAAGUUAAAGCUGCCUAAGCAACUUAAAGGCGGGUGGAUAUACGGAUCUUCUAAAGGUUGGUUGAUCAUCAUCAAGGAAAAAGGACUGAACUCUGAGAUGUAUCUAGUAAACCCAAUUUCAAGAGCCGUACACAAACUUCCGCCCUUGAGAACAAUUCCAUCCUUCAAAAACUUUUUAAAAACCAGGAAAUGGGAACUUUUGGGUGCCAAUGGAUUCUGUCUACGAGUUAAAAUGUCUACCUCGGAUGGUUUUAAUUCUUCAAGCAACUUUACUGUAGCUGCAUAUUUCGAGGAUCAGAAGACUUUAGGUUUGUGCAGACCAGGAGACCAAAAAUGGAGUGUCUUCCCGGUAUUAGAUGGUAAUCAAGAUGACUGCCUCUGUGAUAUAUUGUUUUCUUCUGGAAGGUUAUAUGCUUUAGUUGGGAGUAAAAAAAUUGACGGCAGCGUCGCACCUACUCGCGCCUUAAACUUCGCAUUUCAGGAUGCUGAACACUUAAAGUUGACGUUGGUCUAUGACAAGCAUGAAGACUAUAAUGACAUUCCUCCAUAUCUUACAGAUUACACGCCAUGGUUGUUAGAAUCAACCAACAAGGAAGUUUUGUUAAUCCAUCAAAUGCAUGGUGAUGUUUUGAAGACAAAAAAUGAUGGUGAUGAACAAAUCAACGAGAUUAAUGAUGGCGAUCACGGCCUAAAUAAUGAGGGUGAUGAGGAAGACAUUGGUAGUGUUGAAGGGAAUAAUGAUGAUGAAGGUGGUGGCGGUGGCCGUGACGGUGAUGAUGAUGAAGUAGUCAAUAAGAAUAUUAGAAAUGUAUGUCAUUGCAGUUUUAGAACAUACAAUAUAGAUCAAUAUAACAACAAUUUUUAUAUGAUACAAUCCUUGGGUGACCAAUCAUUAUUUCUUGGAAACGAUGGUGCUUUCUCCCUUCCUGCUAGUAACAUCAAGGAACUAGAAAAUAAUUGUAUCUACUUUGCAAUGAAUAUGUGCCAUGAAGUGGAAUUAGAAUGGCUUCCAAAGACAUAUAUAUCUGAUGACUUUGGCAUAUUCUACUUCGAUGGUCAAAGAACUGAGAGGCCAUUUCAAGGUAUGGAAAUAUCAGUGAAGUAUCAACCGAGUUGGUUCACUCCAACUCUAUAGGAAAGAAUAUCUUGUUCAUUAUAAAUGCAAUUUUAUUUUUGAUUUUGUAGGUAAUUGUUGUGAAAAAUA